UUUUCAAUUGACGUAAAAAGUGGGUUUAAGAAGAACUUCUGUUUAAUACGGUGCUACCAUUUGUUUGCAUUGAUUAUUUUAUUUUCAAAUAUGUAUAGUUUAUAACAUUGACGCUAUUCGUCAGAGCGUUAAUGUAAUGUGGUGUGGAUAGAUAAUAUAAGGUCAAGUGAUAAGAGACUGACCGAGAGGAAGUUCAAAUGUUUUGUGAGCAGCUUCUGAGUAUAUAUUCGUAGAUAACGCGCAGCUGCACACAGUAGCUGACAUGAUGUGGUCUGCAGCAAUAGAAUCUUUAAUUUUCCUUGCUACAUUUACACCAAUUCUAGGAUCAAGAGGAGAAAUUUUUGACAUAACAACGGUUUACGAUGUGGGCAACAUUUGCAGAAACCUCUCCCUACUGCCCAUUGGUCCUAAUGAAGUGGACACAGGAUCUGCAAUUGAUAAACCAUGUGAUUCAAGUAUCAAAGGGCGAGUUCACGUUCGUACAAAUGCUUAUGGAUUACACGUGGAAGGAAUACCAGAAUCGGUAGGACUAUUGGCAUCCAAUAACAAUUGUGACCCUUCGCUAGAAUGUAACUGGACGAAAGACGGCUGGAGUUUAGAACCCUCCGAAGAAUUUGUAGAUAUGGAAGAACUGCAGGUCUACUCAUUUCAAGACCCAAUUAAAUUAAGGAUCACAAAUAUAAAAAAUAAUGGAGUAGUAUUUAUCUUCUUCACUAAUGGAACGUCUAACCUAAGGGAUGAGGAAAUAAUAUACUUAGUGAAAAAUUCGCAUUCAGAAACUUCAUGGUUUAAUGGUUAUGAAGCCCAAUUUUACAGUCAGUGCAUCUCAUCAAAAGUAGGAGAAAAUCACGGAUACACAGGCUACAAUUUUGAAGUUAAGGAUCGUGAUGGAAGUAUAGUUGGAGUUCAUUGUUCUCGUGCAGAUUCAGACUUUAACAUUGAUUAUACAAGUAUCAUUUAUAAUCGUGGAGACGAAUUAUACUUACAACCACUUUAUGGAGGCGACGUAUUGUUAACCACAAUCAGUGCGAAAUAUAUUUCAGUAUAUACAGUUUCACAUGACAGUUAUGUACAAUUUAAAAUUCCAGUAUUAUCAACAGAAGCACAAGACAGCGAGCUGACAAGUCCACUGAUCAAUACAGAUCGGGUCUGUUUAAUACUUGCUGUUCAUUACGGUAGGGAAAUCUACUCUGAACAACUUCAAAUCCUAACUGAGGACCUGUCUGGAGGCCGCCAGAUCAUUUAUACAGUUCACGAUGCAGAGGCUGGAUGGAGUGUUAUUCGUAUUAAUAAAACAUUGCAGACCUACCAACCUAUUAAAAUAAUAAUCAAGACACUGGACGAUACAAAAGUCAAAAUACGGUUGAUUAACAUAUGUGAUGCAGGUGGCGAACUUGUUGCAAUUCUGUCAUCUACAAGUUAUGGCAGUUCUUCUCCUCUCAGUAGUCUGCCAGUUUAUAAGGUGCAUCCUGAUAUGUUGCUGACAGAGCCCCUUCAAAUGCCAAUGCCCUUUACUGGCGAUAAUUGUAAAAACGGAGGUGUGUUUACGUCAGCUGGCUGUGCUUGUCCACCAGGUUUCAUGGGCACCCUUUGCGAGACAGGAUGUGGGCAGAACAGAUUCGGCCAAGACUGCGGAGGUGUGUGUUCUUUUCGGACCAAAAGGUGCCGAGGACUGGCGCUCUGCUCUCCGUUCUUCAAGUGCGCAUGCGCUCCUGGCUACACGGGAGGUGACUGCAACGAACAGUGUUCUACAGGAACGUAUGGAAACAGUUGUUCCCAAAAAUGUGGCCAUUGUUUAUCGGGCAAACCCUGCGACAUCUACACAGGAUCCUGUGAUGACUGCGAACUUGGGUAUCUCACCCCUCAGUGUUCUGAAGCUUCUGUCUACUACUCUCAAAAACCUGCGUUGUCAUAUGAUGACUACAGAACGUUGACAGUGUCUUUCUAUCCAAAAAAUGGGACGAUGGGGUAUGUGGGGUAUAGAAAUCCUAAACUCUAUCAAAUCCAAUAUAAAGAAGUGGGAGGAGAGUGGAGAACGUAUGUGAACAAGAUGGUGCCUAUCAAGUAUCACGGAGAAGUCGCAUUUCUAGAAGAUGAGGUUACAGAAGUAAUUGAAAAUCUAAAGGAUGGUGUAAUGUACGAAAUACGUGUUCUAUUUAUGGAUGCUAAACUUUAACAAGUACGACGGUGAACUGGUUCAAACCUCCAAGAUGCUGACCAAAUGUGACAGUUCAACCGCUGUGAGAGGGCUAAGGCUGACUGCUUCCCACAGCUCCUCCCUUCAGCUGUCCUGGCAGGCGCCUAUCGAAAAUGAGCACAGAAAACUGCGCUAUAUCAUCUCCUAUAAGUGUGUGAUCCAGUUAGCUUGC
Homalodisca vitripennis (glassy-winged sharpshooter) is the source of this 2369-nucleotide messenger RNA. RefSeq lists its product as uncharacterized. Gene Ontology annotation, cellular component: membrane. The record is from RefSeq and is a predicted model, not a curated record. Lineage: Eukaryota; Metazoa; Arthropoda; Insecta; Hemiptera; Cicadellidae. The transcript has 17 exons. The coding region runs from base 263 to 2176 and encodes 637 amino acids.